This is a messenger RNA of Cetraspora pellucida, 146 nucleotides long. The record is from the annotation of a GenBank genome assembly. NCBI's taxonomy places the organism in Eukaryota, Fungi, Glomeromycota, Glomeromycetes, Diversisporales, Gigasporaceae.
UAUUUGUAAUUCAUAAUGUACCAACUACUUUCACAAACUGUGUCUUAAAUUCUGUUAUUUUAUCUAAAGGGCCUAUAGGUUUAAAUCAAAAGCAACAGAGUGAUAAUGAGUCUAAUUAUAAAAUUGAUAAAAAAUUAAACAUAUAG